GACCACACGUGUUUUGGCACAGAGCGCGAGUUCACUCAGAGGCGGAAACAUGACAACGAGGUGGGGGAUUUGCACAGCCGGGAAAAUCAGCCAUGACUUCACCGUCGCCCUAAAAUCACUACCUCCCGAAGACCAUCAGGUGGUCGCAGUCGCCGCUAGUAAUCUUGAGCGCGCGCAGGAGUUUGCGCAGAAGCACAGCAUACCGCGCGCCUAUGGAAGCUACGAUGAACUGUCGAAUGAUCCAGAGAUUGAUGUGGUGUAUGUGGGUACCAUCCACCCCAGACACCGGCCUGUGAGCCUGCUGUUCCUGAGGGCCAAGAAGAAUGUGCUGUGUGAGAAGCCCCUGGCCAUGAACCAGAGGGAGGUCCAGGAGAUGGUGGCUGCUGCCAAGGCCAACAACGUCUUCUUUAUGGAGGCUGUGUGGACGCGGUUCUUCCCCGCCUCGCGUGAGAUCAGCCGGCUGCUAGCCCAGGGCGAGCUGGGGGAGGUGAAGAUGGUGCAGGCUGACUUCGGAGCACCCAUCGCACACAUCCCGCGCUCCGUGGAGAAGGAGCUGGGUGGGGGAGCCCUGCUGGACAUAGGCAUCUACUGCCUGCAGUUCAUACUCAUGGUCUUCAACGGGGAGAAGCCGGAGUGCAUUCAAGCCACUGGGGUCUGUCUGGACACCGGUGUGGACGAGGCCAUGGUGGUAACUCUGAAGUUCUCGCGGGGCAGGAUGGCCGUCUGCAGGUGUACCAUUGUGGCAGAGCUCCCUAACGCUGCCGUUAUAUCCGGGACUAAAGGCACCAUCAAGGUCCCUGAGCACAUGUGGUGCCCUACGUCCCUGGUGGUGAAUGGUAAAGAGACACAGUACCCGCUGCCAGAGCCCUACCUGCCCCUCAACUUCACCAACAGUACGGGCAUGCGCUACGAGGCAGAGGAGGUGCGCCAGUGUCUGCUCAAAGGGAUGAAGGAGAGUCCACGCAUGACGCUGGCAGACUCUACCCUCCUGGCUGAGAUUAUGGACGAGGCUCGACGACAGGUGGGGGUCACUUACAGUCAAGACUGCCAAACCAAAAAAAAGCAACAACCCGAGGGCCCUCCGAGAGGCGGGAUGGAAGAUGGGCCCAACAGGACGGACAACAGGAUGGACAACACGAUGACGACGGCAAUGGAAAAGGAUUACGAGAAAACCAGAACGCCAGGAAAUGAGGAGAAGAUCCUCCGAAAGUGUGCAUGUGGAUGGGAGAAAGUGACCACGUUUAGGGGCUUACGGAUCCACCAGGGGAAAGCAAGAUGUGGACAGAAGGGCCAACAGAAACCUUGCACUGCAACAGCAGGUGAGACAAGAGGGACCAAAAGCCAGGGCAAAAACCACAGAGCCAAUGGACCCAAUGUUGCUGAUGGCGUGAGGGUAGCAGAGCAGGAUGGUCCACUGGUGGAGAACGAGCCCCAACGCGAGCACGGAGACCCAGUCCUCACCACGCCAGACAGGGCAGAGGUAAACACAGAGACCAAGAUAGCCGCCAGAAGGAGUAAGUUCAAGUGGCCAACGUCCAGUGAAGCAGAAGCAUGGCGCACACUGGACACACACUUGAUCAAUAUCCUUGAGGAGUCACUGCAUGGAGGGGCAGAGGCCAAGCUCAAUCUGAUUGGAGACAUCAUAUACCAGACCUGCAAGGACAGGUUUGGUGAGAUUGUUCCCAGACAGAAGACCAUCCAAAGGGAGAAGGGACGGAGAGAAAAGGAAAUCCUCCAAAUGGUUCAAGGGCGACGGCAACUCUGCAAGAACUGGAGAAAGGCAACACAGGCAGAGAAAGAAGGGUUGAAAGCCUUGUGGGAGGAGGUCAGGAAGAGGCUAGCCAUGCUACGCAGAGCUGAGCGCAUCCGGAAACGCAGCAAACGGAAGCAAAAAGAGCGAGACUGCUUCUUCAAGGACCCCUUCAAGCAUGCCAGACAGCUGCUGGAGGAGAAGAAGACUGGCAAGCUCGAAACCACCAGGGAGCAGUUGGAACAGCAUGUCAGAAAGCAGUAUAGUGAUCCACAAAGGAGCGUCCCCUUAGGAACACCAGGAUACGUACCGCGACCUGCACAACCAACAGCUGAAUUCAACAUCAUGCCUCCCAAGCUCAGCGAGGUCAGGCAAGUUGUGGAGAAGGCAAGGUCCUCCUCCGCACCAGGCCCCAACGGAGUCCCCUACAAGCUCUACAAGAACUGCCCCAAGGUACUGGAGCUGCUAUGGUACCUAAUGAGAACCAUUUGGAAAAAACAACUCAUUCCAUCUGAGUGGCAAAGAGCGGUAGCAGUGUUCAUCCCAAAGGAAGCAAACUCCACAGAGAUUGGCCAAUUCCGUAACAUCGCCCUCCUCAACAUAGAAGGAAAGAUCUUCUUCUCAGUGCUAGCCAAAAGGAUGACCAACUACCUGCUCCAAAACAACUACAUCGACACCAACUGCCAGAAGGCAGGAGUGCCAGGUUUCCCAGGAUGUGUUGAGCACUCCACAAUGAUCUGGGAUCAGAUCCAGAGAGCUAAGCAGGACAAGACAGAUCUGCACGUCAUCUGGCUUGACCUGGCGAACGCAUAUGGAUCAGUCCCACACCAGCUGAUCACUUACGCCAUGGAGUUCUUCCACAUCAUUUUAUGCUUGGUUGCGUCCGUGCGUAUAAGUAGACCACCGUUUUGGUACAGAGGGCGAGUUCACUCAGAAGGAAAUAUGGCAACGAGGUGGGGGAUUUGUGCAGCCGGGGAAAUCAGCCAUGACUUCACCGUCGCCCUAAAAUCACUACCUUCGAAAGACCAUCAGGUGGUCGCGGUCGCCGCCAGUAAUCUUGAGCGCGCGCAGGAGUUUGCGCAGAAGCACAACAUACCGCGCGCCUAUGGAGGCUACGAUGAACUGGCGAAUGAUUCAGAGAUUGAUGUGGUGUAUGUGGGUACCAUCCACCCCAGACACCGGCCUGUGAGCCUGCUGUUCCUGAAGGCCAAGAAGAAUGUGCUGUGUGAGAAGCCCCUGGCCAUGAACCAGAGGGAGGUCCAGGAGAUGGUGGCUGCUGCCAAGGCCAACAACGUCUUCUUUAUGGAGGCUGUGUGGACGCGGUAUUUCCCCGUCUCGCGGGAGAUCAGCCGGCUGCUAGCCCAGGGCGAGCUGGGGGAGGUGAAGAUGGUGCAGGCUGACUUCGGGGUACCCAUCACACGUCCCCGCUCCGUGGAGAAGGAGCUGGGUGGGGGAGCCCUGCUGGACAUAGGCAUCUACUGCCUGCAGUUCAUACUCAUGGUCUUCAACGGGGAGAAGCCGGAGUGCAUUCAAGCCACUGGGGUCUGUCUGGACACCGGUGUGGACGAGGCAAUGGUAGUAACUCUGAAGUUCUCGCGGGGCAGGAUGGCCGUUUGCAGGUGUACCACCGCGGCAGAUCUCCCCAACGGUGCUGUUAUAUCCGGAACUAAAGGCACCAUCAAGGUCCCUGAGAACAUGUGGUGCCCUACGUCCCUGGUGGUGAAUGGUAAAGAGACACAGUACCCGCUGCCAGAGCCCUACCUGCCCCUCAACUACACCCACGGCACAGGCAUGCGCUACGAGGCAGAGGAGGUGCGCCAGUGUCUGCUCAAAGGGAUGAAGGAGAGUCCACGCAUGACGCUGGCAGACUCUACCCUCCUAGCUGAGAUUAUGGACAAGGCUCGACGACAGGUGGGGGUCAUUUACAGUCAAGACUGACAGUGACCUCUACACACACACAC
This is a messenger RNA of Engraulis encrasicolus (European anchovy), 3711 nucleotides long. RefSeq lists its product as uncharacterized. The transcript has 15 exons. The record is from RefSeq and is a predicted model, not a curated record. Gene Ontology annotation, molecular function: nucleotide binding. The coding region runs from base 50 to 3688 and encodes 1212 amino acids. Lineage: Eukaryota; Metazoa; Chordata; Actinopteri; Clupeiformes; Engraulidae.